Messenger RNA from Pollicipes pollicipes, 1259 nucleotides. Its product is annotated as F-box only protein 7. The transcript has 2 exons. The record is from RefSeq and is a predicted model, not a curated record. Gene Ontology annotation, molecular function: protein kinase binding. Gene Ontology annotation, biological process: positive regulation of autophagy of mitochondrion. Lineage: Eukaryota; Metazoa; Arthropoda; Thecostraca; Pollicipedomorpha; Pollicipedidae. Bases 1 to 876 code for a protein of 291 amino acids.
AUGGUGGAGGAGCCGGAGCCGGAGCCGGACACGCGGACGGUGGGCUACUUCCCGGGCGGCGCGGCCCCGCACCAGUGGCAGCUGCCCGCCAGCUGGAAGCGGCCCGGCCUGUACCAGCUCACGUACGGCCUGCACUUCAAUAUGUCGCUGAGCGCCUCGCUGACCGUCGUCCCCAUGGGCAACGUGACGGUGGUGCACGCUGUGCCGGCCGGCGGCGCGCCCAUACUAACGGUGAGCCUGCGGCCGCGUGACUACAUCGCCACCACGGAGUCGGUCGACACGGCCGACCGGUUCCAGAACCUGCGACAGCUCUCCAACGUGUUUAAGAACAACGUGACGGUGCCACUGCUGGUGCACUUCCAGCGCUCGGUCGGACUGGUGUCCCAGCACGAGUGGCGCGCGCUUCCGCUCGAGCUGCAAUUGGACAUCCUGCGGCGGCUGCCUGUACGCGACGUGCUGCGCAUGCGGUCCACGAGCCGUGAAAUGCGCUGCCGCGCGGACGACCCCCUGCUCUGGAAGGACCUGGUGUUCCGCGACUUUCCGGCGGCUAGCGCUUCGCUGAGGAGCGUCGAGCCGUGCGCCGACUGGAAACAGCUGUACGCACAGCUGUUCCGUCACCGGGCGGCCGAGCGGGAGGCGGAGCCGGUGGGCGUGCCGCUGGCGCUCCCCAGCCAGCCGUGGUUCGACCCGCCGCCGCUGGCGCCGCCCAUCGCCGGCAUCAUCGGCGGCGAAUACGAUCGGUUGCCGAGCCUGGGCUUCAACCCGCCGCUGGCGCUGCCGCGGACGCGGCUCGGCAGCCUGCUGCCCGCUGGCCGACGUCGCUUUGGCAGCCAGGUGGCGGCGCCCACCAUACCCGGCGGCAUGCACUUCUUCUGAGGCGGAACCCGGCGGCCUGCGAAACGGCCAACUGGCCUGUCUGUCGUGUUUCCUAGCGAAGCGAUUGAUAGUCGUGUGGUGUCAUUGAAGAUAAAUUAUGGCUUUUAUCUAGUUUUGUUUUAAUUGCACUUGCGCCCGCCACUUCGAAAUAGGCUACAUUGGCCGUUGGUUGGUCGCGUGCAAAUGGUGAGACUGCGUCAAUGUCUACUAAAUUUUUACUGUUGUUGGACCGCGCGUUUUGUGGUGCAUUAAGCCAGUACAGAUAUGGAAACGAGCCACAUGACGUCAAAGCAAGCUGGCAGCGGCAGUGGCAUGGCACGAAUGGGUUAUGAUGGUAUCGGAACUAAAUUAUAAAUACGUAUGCUAUGACGUUGCGUUUCUUU